This is a messenger RNA of Mugil cephalus (flathead mullet), 2707 nucleotides long. RefSeq names its product rabphilin 3A homolog (mouse), a (gene rph3aa). NCBI's taxonomy places the organism in Eukaryota, Metazoa, Chordata, Actinopteri, Mugiliformes, Mugilidae. The transcript is spliced from 16 exons. The record is from RefSeq and is a predicted model, not a curated record. Gene Ontology annotation, molecular function: small GTPase binding. Gene Ontology annotation, cellular component: membrane. Gene Ontology annotation, biological process: intracellular protein transport. The coding region runs from base 148 to 1950 and encodes 600 amino acids.
GAGGAGGCUCAGAGCGGAGGAGAAGGAUGCUGGACGCUGGACGCUGAGACGGUGCCGGCGUCGUUACACUGAGGAAACUCACAUCCUGAACAGGAGCAACAACGACAACACAUCUGUGUUCACGCCUCAGCAGCGUCGGGUGAAACCAUGGACGUGCACGGCGGCGCCCCGGGCGAGGAGCUCACCGACGAGGAGAAGGAGAUCAUCAACGGCGUGCUGGCCCGUGCCGCCAUGAUGGAGGCCAUGGAGCAAGAGAGGAUUGAGCGUCUUUCCAGUCGCCUGGAUAACAUCAAGAAGACGGCGUGUGGUGACGGGGACUCGCUCUGUCUGCUGUGUGGGGCCUCAUUCGGAUCAGGGGGGGUCACGGCCGUCCUCUGUGUGCAGUGCAAAAAACACAUGUGCAGUGAAUGUGGGAUUUGGAGCAACAGCAGGACGUGUCCUACGUGGCUGUGUCGCAUCUGCAACGAGCAGCAAGAGAUACAGAAGCGUUCUGGAGCUUGGUUCUUUAAAGGGCGAGAGCAGCGGAGUCUGCCGGCCCCCCUGCCUCUGUCCAGACCCAAACAGUCGAGCUCAGAGAACAGAUCGGCUCCGGGGGGCCACAGGGGCCCGAAGGAACCGACUACACAUCACGGAGGAAACGAGCUCGGUGACGAACCACGGCAGCGUCCCGGUGGAUCAGAACAGUGGGAGCAGACGGCGACAACAGCAGCUGACAUCUGUAAUGAGAAUCAUCCACAUCCAGCAGCUGUAACGAAGACCGAGAGACAUGUGUUGGCCUCCAAAACGCCGCGGACAAACGCACAGCAGGCGUCCUCCACCUCAGCUCCUGCUGCAGAUGUGCACAGCAAACAGAGAGAAGAGACAGUGUCCCCUGCACCUGUGGAGGACAGAAGACAACCAGUAGUCUCCAGCUCUAUUGCAUCUCGUGUUCCUGCAGCUAGAGUCACUGUAAACCCACCUGCCAAUAACCCGCCUCCCCCCAGACCUCCUCCAGAUCGUACAGAGGAGGAGGACAUCGACUACGACUCAGAUGAUGCCACUACUCUGGGCUCUCUGGAGUUCAGUCUACUUUACGAACAGGAGAACCACGCCCUGCAUUGCUGCAUCGUUAAAGCCAAGGGUUUGAAGCCAAUGGACUCGAAUGGACUGGCCGACCCGUAUGUGAAGCUACACCUGUUACCUGGAGCCAGUAAGUCCAACAAGCUUCGCACCAAGACACUUAAAAACACCCUGAAUCCCGUCUGGAACGAGACUCUCAUCUACCACGGCAUCACCGAUGACGAGAUGUCACGCAAAACUCUCCGGCUGUCAGUGAGUGAUGAGGACAAGUUUGGACACAACGAAUUCAUCGGAGAGACACGAGUGGCCCUGAAGAAACUGACAUUUGACCAGAAAAAGAAGUUCAACGUUUGUUUGGAGAGAGUGAUCCCGGUGAAGAAAGCUGUCGGAGGAUCAGCCCGUGGGAUGGCUCUGUAUGAGGAUGAUGUGAAUGAAGCUGAGGACUCAGAGGAGAGAGGUCGUAUCCUGGUGUCGCUGACGUACAACAGUCAGCAGAGUCGUCUGAUCGUGGGCGUGGUCCGAUGUGCUCACCUGGCGGCCAUGGACUCCAACGGAUACUCUGACCCGUUUGUUAAAGUAUGUCUGAAGCCAGAUAUGGGAAAGAAAGCAAAAAACAAAACACAGAUUAAAAAGAAAACCCUCAACCCGGAGUUUAACGAGGAGUUCAGUUAUGAAGUGAAACACGCUGAACUGGCUAAAAAAAACCUUGACAUCUCAGUCUGGGACUACGACAUGGGGAAAUCCAACGAUUUCAUUGGCGGGUGUCAGCUGGGCAUCCAGGCCAAAGGAGAGUGUCUGAAGCACUGGUACGAAUGCCUCAAGAACAAAGACAAGAAGAUUGAGCGCUGGCACGUUCUUCUAAACGACAGCAGCGUCCAGUUCGAGGAUUAAAACGCCUCCUCCCUCCUCCGCUCCUCCUUCUCCUCUCCCUGUAGGUUACUGUAGGUCAUUGUCUUAUGUCCCCAGGCUGUGAUGUGAAUGCUACAUUUCAGGUGACCAACAUGGAUGUUAACCUCUGGGUCGUCAUUUAUUUAUUUAUGUUUCUUCGAAGAAGAAGUACUGACUAUUAUCACAUCAUAAACUCUAUCAUGUUAUGAAUAAACCCGACCGACUUACGGUCAGGAUUGAACAGAGCGAUUAUCUUGUUUUAUGGAGACGAUAAGAUCCUUGUCUUCCAUGUGUUGUAACGAAGUGUCCGAGCAUCUGAGCCCGCGGAGGAUUCGCAGGUUUCUGUCUGACCUCUUUCCCUCGUGUUGAUCUUUACUCCUGUCACAUCAGAUCCGUUGAUCUCAGCUUGAUCGAGCGUCGCCAGAAACAUCCGUCUCUCGUGUUAUCGUGCAUCAUCGUGUUGAACGGAAAACGGGACGAUGUGAACAAACUGUUUUGUUGUUGUGCAUGUCUCAGCUUUCUGUCUUUGUGCAGAUCUAAAAAAAAAGAAAAGAAAAGAAAAGAAAAAGCUUCUGCAUGAUGUUUUCUGAUGAUGUUUUCUUCUAAUUUGAGCCCAGAGUUCGUCCCAUUGAUGCGUUUUAAGGUCAAGUUAAAUGUUUACAGCGACAUACUCGACAUUUUUCUCUCUGCACUGACACCGAUGCACGUCUGAGCUCAUGCUGUACCACACACGUGGCUGAUAAAUAAAGACAUGGCAGCA